AUGUCCAACAAUAACUUGACAGGUGGGRUUCCACCAUCCAUCGGCAAUCUCACUUCCCUCGAACAACUCGAUCUUAGUGUUUGUCCGUUGGGAGGAAGCAUUCCAGUUUUCUUCAAUGGUCUGAACAACUUGCAACUAUUAGGCCUUGGAGGAAGUGGCCUUGUUGGAUCCUUUCCAUUGUUCCUAUUUAACCUUUCCAAGUUAGAACAUCUAUACUUUCCCAAUAAUCAACUUCUUGGCCGUUUACCCUCGAACUUGUGUUCAAGUCAGCCACAUCUCCAGACACUAGAAUUUGAGUUCAAUCACUUCGGUGGAAUCCUUCCACCCUGGAUAUCAAAUUGUUCAGAGUUGGAAACGUUGGAUGUUUCUAAUAACGAUUUCGAGGGGGAAAUAGAUAUUGAUUUUGGAAAACUCCGAUAUCUUAGUUGGUUAUCGAUUGGUCUAAAUAGUUUUGAAACCGGGCGUCUAGGUGGCAUGAAGUAUUUUGAUUCUUUGUCCAAUUGCAGCAAUUUGGAAUUAAUGCAAAUUGGGGCAGUCAAAUUAAGAAGGGAGCUACCGAAUUCUUUUGGGAACUUAACCAAGCUGAAUACUCUAAGACUUCAAUCAAGCUAUAUCUCAGGCARCCUCCCUUCAUCCAUAGGCAAUUUSGUUAGCCUAACUGGACUUUAUCUAGUGGGUAAUAACUUCACAGGUAUGAUUCCUGAAAGCAUUGGCAAGCUUGGAAGCUUGGAAGAACUGCAACUAGAAACUAACAGUUUCUCUGGAAUCAUUCCUCCGUCUAUUGGAAACCUGUCAUCUUUAAUCAAAGUGUAUUUAGGUAGAAACAAAUUGGAAGGCACUAUACCCUCGACUAUUGGGAACUGCAAAAAGUUGCUAUUUGUAUCAAUUUACGAAAAUAGCCUUGAAGGGAGUGUACCCAAAGAACUAUUCCAACUCUCUUCACUUUCAAUCAUACUAGAUCUGGGUUCAAACAAUUUGUYUGGAGUGCUUCCACAAGAGAUAGGCAACCUGAAAAACUUAGGGUCACUUGAUUUGUCUGAUAAUUAUUUAUUGGGUGAACUUCCAAGUGCARUUAGCAGUUGCAUCAGCCUUGAAAUCUUAGAAAUUUCAGGCAAUUUAUUUCAUKGAUCAAUGCCAGUAUCAUUGAGUUCUUUGAGAGGCCUCCAAUAUGUUGAUGUGUCAGGAAAUAACUUUUCUGGACAUAUUCCAACAUAUUUGCAAGAAAUUCCUUUGAAGCAGCUUGAUCUUUCAGGUAAUAAUUUUGAAGGAGAAGUGUCUGUUAAAGGUGUCUUUGCCAACACAAGUGCWAUUUCAAACUAA
Molecule: messenger RNA, 1320 nt
Organism: Cynara cardunculus var. scolymus (artichoke)
Lineage: Eukaryota; Viridiplantae; Streptophyta; Magnoliopsida; Asterales; Asteraceae
Product: receptor kinase-like protein Xa21
Exons: 2
Coding region: 1-1320 (439 amino acids)
Molecular function (GO): protein binding
Source: RefSeq, a predicted model, not a curated record